Pyricularia grisea is the source of this 1016-nucleotide messenger RNA. RefSeq lists its product as uncharacterized. The record is from RefSeq and is a predicted model, not a curated record. The coding region runs from base 6 to 1016 and encodes 336 amino acids. The transcript has 2 exons. NCBI's taxonomy places the organism in Eukaryota, Fungi, Ascomycota, Sordariomycetes, Magnaporthales, Pyriculariaceae.
GCAGUAUGGUUUCUCGAAAGGUUGUCAGCGCUGUGGCGCUCUUUUCCACGUUGGCAUUGGCUCAGAACAACAACAACAACAACAACAAUGGCGGAGACGCUACACAGCUUGCACAGAACGCAAUCCAGUCCGGCUCCUUCUUUGAUGGAAGUGAUGCGAUAGGUGCAAAUGACGCUCAGGCCCAGUCCGAUACCUCACAGAACAACUUCAUCAACUUCUGUGCUGGUCAGACACUCACCAACGGUCUACAACUUGUCGAUGGAUCCUGCAACGGCAUUCCCAUGGGUCAAAUCCCAUCCAAGCAGAAUAUGGUAGCUAGCGUCAUCAUCAACCCAAAGAUGGGCGAUACCAUCCCUGAGGGACAGGAUUUCCAAAUCCAGGUUCAGACAAUCAACCUCCAGGCCGGCUCCUUCACCAACGCUGUGGCGACGUACUACACGGCUCCGCAAAAGCUCAACGGCCAGGGGCAGAUCAUCGGCCACACUCACAUCACGGUGCAGGAUCUGGGCAACAGUCUCAACCCUACUCAGCCUCCCAACCCGACCCAGUUCGCCUUCUUCAAGGGUAUUGACGAUGCUGGCAACGGCCAAGGUCUCCUGGCGGCGACGGUAGAGGGGGGUCUUCCGGCCGGUAACUAUCGCGUCUGUACCCUGACCUCAGGCUCCAACCAUCAGCCCGUGAUCAUGCCUGUCGCUCAGCGUGGGUCCCAGGAUGACUGCCAGAAGUUUACAGUUUCGGCGAACGGACAGAACAACAACAAUGGUCAGAACAACAACAAUGGACAAAACAACGGCAAUAAUGGCCAGAACAACAAUGGCCAGAACAACAAUGGUCAGAACAACAAUGGUCAGAACAACAACGGUCAGAACAACGGUCAGAACAAUAAUGGUCAAAACAACGGCGGCAAUUUCGGCGGCAACUUUGGCAAGAACAACUUCCGCAACCGCCGGCAGCGUAGCCGACGAGAGGAUGUUUCUGACAACAUCCCCCGGGCUUUCCGGAGCUUCAUGGCGUGA